AAUAAUCAUCUAGUCGAUUUCGAGCCAGCCAGCUGUGUAAUGAUUAAGGUAAAAUAACUGCAGAGCCAAAUAUGCCUCGAAAUAUAGAUUGAAUGACACAAAUCUUAGUUGGCUGUCGGAUGUUUUAUCUCCAUAGACCCGAAACGGAUUUCUUUAGAAGGAGAUCCAUAAUCUUCAUACAUAUACAGCUUCUCGAACGUUAGAAUAAAGAGGCCAUUGCAGCAGCAGACGGGACAAGGGCCAGGCUGGGAAAAACCCCCAUGCAUAGCUAGAUCAACGUGAAUGUGAACAGUGCAGUGUGUGGAAGAGCAAAAUGGCGAGUGUUGCUUUGAAAAGCGAGACGACAAGGCUGGGUUUAGCCAACAAGAACUAUGGACGCUCUUAUGGUGCUACAAUGAAAUCACAACAAGAGACAUUUAUCCAACAUGAUAUACAACCAGGAGAAACGCUCCAGGGAAUUUCCAUUAAAUAUGCAGUGCCGGUUGAACAAAUCAAAAGGGCAAACAAGUUAUUCAACAAUGAUAUCUUCAUGAGAAAAUCCCUCAGUAUACCAGUGGGAGACCAACCCUUGCCAGCCAAUGUAUUAGAGAAUGCCACUGCCACAGCAAAUGGAAGUCCAGCCAGGAGGGGGCCUUCCACAGCUAAGAGGAGAGAUGGGAGCUCCGAGGAUGAGGAAGAUAAUGGAGGCAAAGUGGAGGAGGCAGAUAGGGACGUUACAAUGGACUUCUUUAAUCGCAUUGACAGACAAGUGAGAGAGAAGAAACACAACCUCAAGAAGAUUGAGAAAAAUAGCAGUAUUGGGGAGAUUGAAGCCAUGACACCCAACAUUCAGUCUGCCCCUUCACCGUCCCAGAGCUACAGCAGGAUCUCAGAGAGUGGUAAGGCUGCCGGUGAGAGCUACCAACUCAGUGCUGUUACCGUGGCAACAGAAGGCAAUUCCAAACUGGUGGAGACCACACCCCCUGUAGAGGUUGGAGGAACAUCGUCACCCUUGCUAGGAGAUUAUCAUAUACAACAGGAAACUUGCUUAUGAGCAAUAAUUUGUAGACAGGCAAAUUUUGAAUCGUGAUUACUUUGAAAGAGUUUGGUACAAGACACACAUGUUCAAGGUAGUAAGGUGUGGAAAGCGUCCUACUUAAUUCAUCCGUGAACAAUGCUCAACGGGAUCAGUAUCAUCGUCGGGAUUAUCAUCACCAUCAUAUUCAUGGACCGUCAUCAUAACCAUUGUCAUUUCAUCUUCAUCAUCGCCAUCACCACCACCACCAUCAUCAUUGAACCCUACAAAUAUUCGAGACUUUUUGCUAUUACAAUCAUGUUUAUUGAUUAUUUGAUGAUGAGAUAAUCGAAUCGUGACUAAUUGAGAGAAAAUGAGAAAGUCUGAUUUCCAAUAUUCCUUAAAAGAGGUCACUCAUAGCUUGAUGAUAAUCGACGUUCCUCAGAAACCACGCCAUUCAUCGUCAACAUCAUCGCAUCCUUCUACUUUCACGAAACAGAUUUCAUUUAUAUUACAAAUUGGUAAAAUUGGCGUUGUGCCAAAAGCAUAAAAUUUGAAAACAAUCUAAAAAAAAAAUCAGGUACACGUCAAUGGUUUUUAAUAAGAAUUAUCAUUUCUUAUUAAUAUUAAGGUCAAAAUUAAUUAGCGAAUUGGUCUUGGUUAAAUUAUGCUUCAUUUAAUAAUGGUGAUUAUCAACUCAAGUUCUCUCAGUGUAAAAAAUCAAGUAUCGCCAUGUUUCGGAAAGAGAACUUUCAUCAGUGUGUUUCUAAAUUUGGAUAUCUUCCUGUCAGAAUAUAAUAUAUUCUGACAGGAAGAUAUCCAAAUGGCACAUAUUAUGUGCCAUUUUAAACGUUUAAUUAUUUAUGUAUAUCCAGUGCAAUACUUCACCAUACACGUAUAAGCAUAGUUCUACUGAAUUUUAGAUGAGCAUGAAGACAUUAUUUUAGAUAAGAUGUAAUUGUAAAUAGUGUUCAUACAUAUAUUAAACAAAGUUCUGAAAUUAGGGCAAAGAUGACAUCAUCGAUUCUCAGUCUAUUAGAAUUGGAAGUCAAAAGGUGGAUUUUUACAUUUAGAUACAUCCUUAGUGUUUUUAGUUUGAUCACAAAAACCGAAUUCGGUGCCCUAUUUACCAAGUGAAUGCUUCUUGCGUCUCUCAGGGAUGACGCUGCAGUACAGGGGCAAUGGGGCAAUAGUGUACCCCUUCAAAAUAUCCUUGCGCGCUCAGGUGCGCUCCAGUUUUAACAAGAUGUUUAAUUUGAUCUUAUAAUCUUACACACUGCCCUUUAAUUAAAACUAAUCUGCUCAGAAGGUUCCAUUGUUUUACUGACGAUAUACAUAAUGGCAGACAGAAAUUAGUUCUUUCAAAAUGAUGCUCUUAUUAUAUCUAUGUAUUUUUGUGAAGCUAAUGGAAAUCUAUGUCUGUGUAUAAUAUUCUUUUGUUGAGACUUUUCUUUCCGCAUUCAGUUGAAUAUCAUACUUGAACUCAUCUGCUUGAAACGCUUUGUUGCACACCUUUACUGUACAUGCACUCUAAUCUAUUUGAUUUCAUUUUAUUGAAUUUAUACAAAAUACAAAAUGAUUAUCUUUAUAGGCCUAAGCACGUGAAGAAAAAUUGUGAUAUCUUGUUGUAAAAAUGUGUUGAUGUCAUAAUGUACUCCAUUAGAAUAAGAUGCUAACGACUUAGUCUGAAUGGUUCCUUCCAUGAUAAUAUAUAUCGUCUAUUACAUGAACAGAGUAAUAAUAAGCUAAUGUAUGCAUUUUUGGUGAUGUCUCAUCUAAAUAGCUAUGGUAUGAAUAUUAAGAUGGGUUAUGUUUAGUUGCGUUAGAUGAGUAUUUUUGUGUGUCAUUUUUCUGCGCGCCAUUUAGUUAGUACUUAGAAUGAAUCUAUUUUAUUUUUGAUCUGACAACAUAGUGGAAUAAAUAGAACUCGUAAAUUGAAAUGAUAAAGUAACUCUAGUUUUGAUGUACUCAUUUAAUAUUGUUUAUAUCUUAGCCUUAUAUACGUACUUAAUAUUGAUGUCUCAUCAGAUCUUAAUCACACCUAUAUAGGCCCAAAAUUGAUUUGAUUUCUCUUCACAUCAAAAUACCUAGAUUAAUAAUAAGAAAAUAUAUCGGUAAUAAAAUAUAUCAUAUACAUCAAUACAUAUUUUGUGUUAUUGAUAAUGUACAUACCUGACUUGACAUAAAUUAUGUAUGUGAAAGUAAUUCUAUCGAUUUAGUUGUGAUUAUGGUUGUGGAGAAGGAUGAAAUUUGAUUCGCUUAUCUUAUCAUUUUUUUGUAUAUAACAAUCCCAUUACUUGGCCAUUAUGAUGUAUGAUUAACAAAUCAAUUUUAAGUAUAGAAUAUCGACUUGUAAACUCCUAAGUACGGAAUAUUUGUUCGUCAUUGUAUUGAUUAUGUUAUUGUUGACUUAAUAAAAUCUUGGAAAAAAUAUA
Messenger RNA from Lytechinus variegatus (green sea urchin), 3429 nucleotides. Its product is annotated as lysM and putative peptidoglycan-binding domain-containing protein 2-like. The transcript has 5 exons. Bases 314 to 1033 code for a protein of 239 amino acids. NCBI's taxonomy places the organism in Eukaryota, Metazoa, Echinodermata, Echinoidea, Temnopleuroida, Toxopneustidae. The record is from RefSeq and is a predicted model, not a curated record.